GCCUCAAGGAGAACGUUAAUUUCCUACAGCUAGAGUUUCGUAACCACCAGAAUGUCUAAAUUAGAUGUCUUCAGGGAUUUGAUCACUCAACGAUUAACAACGGCAGCUUUGGAGAUAUUCGCGGCCGCUGAAAAAUCGUUUGCGGAGUUCGAAGAGGAGAUUUAUCAUUCAAAGGAGGAGAGCGCGCGACUGCAACGGUUGUUGGACAUUGUUACUCCACCUGAAAUCAAGCUUCACCGAACAGAUGUGCAGCAGUUCUCUCUCCCGGAGCCCCCACAGAUUAAAGAGGAACAGGAGCUGUGGACCAGUCAGGAGGAAGAGCAGCUCCAAGGACUGCAGUCUGAAACUACACACUCCAUGUUCACUUCUACCAGUGUGAAACAUGACUGGGAUCAGGAAGGCUUUUCUGAAUGUUCACAUCUUGACCAAACUGUUAAAGUGGAGAACAGAGAAGCAGACGCUCAUGUACUAGACUAUGCAGCACCAGAACUGGACAGUGACUCUCAGCCCCUCUCUGUUGAAGCUCCAGACUGUCCUACAGCUCAGAGUUUGGAGGAGGAGGAACAUGGAGGAGUGCUGCUUCUUCUGAACAGAACACAAAACAAUGAGGCUCUGCCAAGGGAACAUAUGCCACAGAGACGUCACAUAGGAGAAACAAAACAUCAGUGUCAACAAUGUAACAAAACUUUUAGUGGAAAAGGUGCUUUGGUUUUUCAUAUGAGGACACACACAGGAGAGAAAUCUUAUCAAUGUCAACAAUGUAACAAACGAUUUGCUGAAAGUGGUUCUCUGUUGAAACACAUGAGGACACACACAGGAGAGAAACCCUUUCAAUGUCAGGAAUGUAACAAACUAUUUGCUAGAAGAUAUACUCUGGUUGAACACAUGAGGACACACACAGGAGAGAAAUCUUAUCAAUGUCAACAAUGUAACAAACGAUUUGCUGAAAGUGGUUCUCUGUUGAAACACAUGAGGACACACACAGGAGAGAAACCCUAUCAAUGCCAGGAAUGUUACAAAAUGUUCUGUUUGAAGUCACAUUUGGUUGUGCACAUGAGGACACACACAGGAGAGAAACCGUAUCAAUGUCAACAAUGUAACAAACGGUUUAGUAAGAAUUGCAAUCUGGUUGUGCACAUGAGGACACACACAGGAGACAAACCAUAUCCGUGUGAGGAAUGUAACAAACAGUUUGCUCUGAAGUGCAAUCUGAUUGGACACAUGAGGACACACACAGGAGAGAAACCUUUUCAAUGUAAGGAGUGCAGCAAAUUCUUUGCUCAAAGUAGUUCUCUGUAUAAACACACAAGGACACACAGGAGAGAAACCGCAUCAGUAACAACAAUGUAACAGAUCUUUAGCUGGGAAGCUACAGCCUAUAUGAAGCAAGUAGAAAAUACCUGGGCUAUCUUACACUCCAUUUACACUGCAGCGACGCGACAACAUGCUUUCCAAUAAUUUUCAAUGGAGCCAGGCGAAUUGUGGGUAGCGACACGACGCGAUUAGAGUUGAGAUUUUCUCUACUUUAUGCAAAUGAGGAGCGAUUUUCGCUAGUGAUGGCCAAUCGGAGUGUUUUCUUGUUUCUCGUAACGUAGCAACCAUGGUAAACAUUUCUAGCUUUCAGUUUCAAGAUGGAGGAGAAACUAAUCGCCUGUGUGGCUGCAUAUCCAGUCCUGUACGAUACGUCUCUGUAUUUGUACAGAGACAUUAAUAAAAAGAAUGAGGCCUGGCGCAGGGUUACCGUCGUUGUCG
Molecule: messenger RNA, 1752 nt
Organism: Osmerus eperlanus (European smelt)
Lineage: Eukaryota; Metazoa; Chordata; Actinopteri; Osmeriformes; Osmeridae
Product: gastrula zinc finger protein XlCGF57.1-like
Exons: 2
Coding region: 52-1350 (432 amino acids)
Biological process (GO): regulation of transcription by RNA polymerase II
Cellular component (GO): nucleus
Molecular function (GO): RNA polymerase II cis-regulatory region sequence-specific DNA binding; DNA-binding transcription factor activity, RNA polymerase II-specific
Source: RefSeq, a predicted model, not a curated record